CUCUUCUUCUGCUGCUUCUUCCUUUUCUCUCCUCCUCCUCCUCCUUCUCAUCCUCUUCUUCUCCUUCAUCGUGUUGUUAUUUUUUCCUGUGCCUCCCGUAUAAUCCUUGACCCCGUUCUCCUUUCCCCUCUCCUCAAAACAACACCAGACACGUCACUCCAUCGUCCGAGUAUGCACAGCAAUAAGGAGGCAGCGCUCGAUCCCGAGCGUAACCCCACGAGCGAUGGGGAGGUGCGGACAUCGGACGACCAUGGCAUACUAAUCGAUGAGGCUGCCGAGGAGAGUAGUCACAUCUCCGGCAUGAAGUUGUAUCUCAUUGUGCUAAGUCUAUUGCUCGCUGUGUUUUGCGUAGCUCUCGAUAACACCAUCCUGUCCGUUGCCAUCCCUCGCAUCACGGAUGAAUUCCACCGGCUGAACGAUAUUGGAUGGUAUGCGUCCGCCUAUCUACUGACUACGUGUGCCUUUCAAUUGCUAUAUGGCAAGUUUUAUGCCCUGUUCAGCACCAAGUGGGUCUUUCUCGUCGCCCUGCUUAUCUUCGAGGUGGGCUCUCUGAUCUGCGGCGUCGCACCGUCGUCCGUGGUGCUUAUCGUCGGCCGUGCCAUCGCGGGAGUGGGGAGCUCGGGGAUCUUCACAGGUGCUCUGGUCACCAUCGCGCAUAUUGUGCCCUUGGCCAAGCGACCGGUUUACAUGGGGCUCUUAGGGGGGAUGUAUGGGAUUGCGUCCGUGGCAGGCCCUCUGUUGGGGGGCGCCUUCACGAACGAAGUGACCUGGCGAUGGUGCUUCUACAUCAAUCUUCCGAUCGGAGGGGUCACCGCGGUGGUUAUCCUGUUUCUGCUUCGGAUCCCUAAAUCAACGGACCUGCGCACGCAUGGCGCCUGGGAGAUGGUGAAAGGCUUAGAUCCGUUAGGCACGAUCGUCUUCACUCCCGCCAUCAUCUGCGUUCUCCUGGCACUCCAGUGGGGUGGGGUGGACUACGCUUGGUCGAAUGCACGCAUUAUUGCGCUGUUUGUUCUCUUCGGUGUGCUCCUCAUUACGUUUAUCAUCAUUCAGAUCCUCAUGAAGGAUAACGCCACCGUGCCGAUCAAAGUAGCCUCUCAGAGAUCCGUAGCCUGCGCCUCCGUCUUCGUCUUCUUCAUCGGCGCCUCCAUGUUCGUGAUGAUCUACUAUGUGCCGAUCUGGUUCCAAGCCAUUCGCAACCAAUCACCAGUGCAGGCCGGCAUUGAUUCCAUUGCCUUGAUUCUCGCCAAUACCGCCGGCGCCAUCAUCUCCGGCGCUGUGACCAACAAGACAGGCCACUACGCCCCUUGGUUUAUCGUCAGUAGCGUGAUCAUGUCGAUCGGUGCUGGCUGCCUUACCCUCUUCACCGUGGAUAUUGCCCAAUCCAAAUGGAUCGGUUUUCUCUUCCUCUACGGGAUCGGCGUCGGCUUCGGCUUCCAGCAGGGGGCUGUGGCCGUGCAAGCUGUGCUCCCCAUGGCGCAAGUUCCCAUCGGAACCGCACUAAUCUGGUUUGUGCAGAUGUUGGGCGGUGCGCUCUUCACCUCGGUAGCGCAAAAUAUCUUCAGCACCCACCUAGCGGAGAACCUCGCGAAUCUGCGGCUGCCAGGUCUCGACCCAGAGGCAGUCGUAGAUGCCGGUGCCACCGGGUUUCGCCAUCUAGUCCAACCGGAGUACAUGGACCAGGUGCUGGUAGCAUAUAACGCCGCGCUGCUGGACGUCUUUCAAGUGGCCCUAAUUUGCAGCUGUCUCAGCUUUCUCGGGGCCGUAGGGAUCGAAUGGAGAAACGUCAAGCAGAACAGGUAACGUUCCAUAGUACCCGGCUAACGUGUAUCACCCGUAUCUAGGGUUCUUUCUUAGAAAACGUUUUUCUUCUUCUUUUUUCCUUGUGGUUCCAGCAUUAUUCAACAUUCGUGCACAUAAGUUCAUGUUCCGGAUCAUCGGAGACCCGUUCUCAUCUUCCUUCAAGGGAGCGCGAGGACCCCGAGCCUGCCAUGAAAAGGAACGAUGUUUAUUUCUUUUUAAUUCCUGUCAAACGGCUUCGGCGUUACCUCGUUCAACCGCGGGUCCCUUCUUUUAAUCUCCACAAUUGUAUAAUCAACGUCGUCUACCAGCGUAUGUUGUACUCGCGCCUUGGGUCAUGAGUCAAUGCGACGCUCAUGUAAUUUAAUCAUAGC
Molecule: messenger RNA, 2171 nt
Organism: Aspergillus pseudotamarii
Lineage: Eukaryota; Fungi; Ascomycota; Eurotiomycetes; Eurotiales; Aspergillaceae
Product: MDR family MFS transporter
Exons: 6
Coding region: 172-1800 (542 amino acids)
Biological process (GO): transmembrane transport
Molecular function (GO): transmembrane transporter activity
Source: RefSeq, a predicted model, not a curated record